AGCAAAAGAGGAAUUGGAAGAAAAAUAAAAUAGAAAUUGUAAGCACCACGACCACCAUGGCUGCUGCUCAACCCAGGAUGCUGUCUUCCCUUGUAGCUACUCACUUUCUACAUUCGCCGCCGUCUCAGCCUCUCCGCCACCUCUUUCGCUACAACACAGGAAGAAAACAUGUGUACAUGCAGCUACCAAGAACAUUUUCUGGGUUGACCAAUCUCUUAUUUAAUAGAAGAAAUUUAGACGAGUUGCCCAACACAAAGCGUAAACCAUUGAGGCCUGGAAAGAUCUCACCUCGUCGACCUGUUCCAGAUCAUGUUCCAAUGCCACCUUAUGUCAAAUCUAAGAAGCCUCCUGGCAUUGCCAGUGGAGCUGAGGUUCAUGAUGAGGAGGGGAUAGAGUGCAUGAGAGCUUCUGGAAGGCUUGCAGCACAGGUUCUAGAAUAUGCUGGGACUUUGGUCAAGCCAGGCAUAAAGACAGAUGAAAUUGAUGAAGCUGUUCAUCAAAUGAUUAUUGAUAACGGGGCUUAUCCUUCGCCUCUUGGGUAUGGUGGCUUUCCUAAGAGUGUAUGCACAUCAGUGAAUGAAUGCAUCUGCCAUGGAAUACCAGAUUCCCGUGCACUUGAGGAUGGUGAUAUAAUAAAUAUUGAUGUGACUGUCUAUUUAAAUGGGUAUCAUGGUGAUACAUCAGCAACUUUCUUUUGUGGUGAAGUUGAAGAGGAGGCCAAAAACUUAGUCCGGGUAACAAAAGAAUGUCUAGAUAAAGCAAUAUCAAUUUGUGCACCAGGAGUGGAAUUCAAGAAAAUUGGCAAAACAAUACAUGAUCAUGCAGAUAAAUAUCGCUAUGGUGUUGUUCGGCAGUUUGUUGGCCAUGGGGUCGGCCGCGUUUUUCAUGCUGAUCCAGUUGUUCUCCAUUUCAGGAACAAUGAUAAAGGGCGCAUGGUGUUAAAUCAAACUUUCACCAUUGAACCAAUGCUAACAAUGGGUAGCUUGAACCCUGUAAUGUGGGACGACGAUUGGACAGUCGUAACGGAAGAUGGAAGCUUGUCAGCUCAGUUUGAACACACCCUAUUAAUAACAGAGAAUGGAGCUGAAAUAUUGACCCAGACUUAAGAAACAAUUGUUGUAGAUUUCUAUGUUCUGGGAAUUUGGUCUCUAGAGAUGAUUGGAUUUGUUGCCUCUCAAAGACUUAAUAUUUGCAAUAUUGGCUGAGGCACUGUAAAAUUUAUUGGUUUUAUCAUUGGUGAAAGAAUCUGUAAAUCAACUGUAUGGUGUUAUUAUAUAAUAGAAAAACUUGGUCUUUUACAAGUGCACAAAAUAAAUUCCACCUUUCUACACUA
This is a messenger RNA of Humulus lupulus (European hop), 1333 nucleotides long. RefSeq names its product methionine aminopeptidase 1D, chloroplastic/mitochondrial. Gene Ontology annotation, biological process: proteolysis. The coding region runs from base 57 to 1106 and encodes 349 amino acids. Gene Ontology annotation, molecular function: metalloaminopeptidase activity. NCBI's taxonomy places the organism in Eukaryota, Viridiplantae, Streptophyta, Magnoliopsida, Rosales, Cannabaceae. The record is from RefSeq and is a predicted model, not a curated record. The transcript has 10 exons.